Molecule: messenger RNA, 1126 nt
Organism: Antrostomus carolinensis (chuck-will's-widow)
Lineage: Eukaryota; Metazoa; Chordata; Aves; Caprimulgiformes; Caprimulgidae
Product: keratin, type I cytoskeletal 10-like
Exons: 7
Biological process (GO): intermediate filament organization; epithelial cell differentiation
Cellular component (GO): cytoskeleton
Molecular function (GO): structural molecule activity
Source: RefSeq, a predicted model, not a curated record
GUACGAGACGGAGUACGGCCUCCGGCAGAACGUGGAGGCUGACAUCAACAGCUUGCGACCCUUGUUGGAUAAUCUGACUCUGAGCAGGUCUGACCUGGAAAUGCAAUUUGAGUCUCUAAGGGAGGAGAUGAUUGACCUGAAGAAGAACCAUGAGGAGGAAAUGAAAUCGCUGCAAUCACAGUCCAGUGGGGAUGUGAAUGUGGAGGUGAAUGCUGCUCCAGGAGAGGAUCUGCUGAAAAAGCUGAAUGAUAUGAGACAAGAAUAUGAACAUAUUAUUCAGAGAAACCGUGAAGAGGUUGAAAGGUGGUACGAGAGCAAGCUGGAAGAAGUGAGUCAACAAGUCCACUCAAGUGGCCAGGAAGUGGAAUCAAGCAACCGACAGAUCUCUGAGCUGAGACGUGACUACCAGAGCCUGGAAAUUGAGCUGCAGUCACAAAUCAGCAUGUUACAGUCUCUGCAAUCCAACUUGGAAGACACAGAACGUCGCUAUAACAUGCAGCUGCAGCAGAUCCAGGGUAUGAUCGGCCCCUUGGAGGAGGAGCUGGCCAGCAUCUGCUGUGAGAUGGAGAGUCAGAACCAGGAGUACAAGAUGCUCCUGGGCAUCAAGACCCGCCUGGAACAGGAGAUUGCUCAGUACCGGGCGCUGCUGCAGGAGGGACAGCAGGACAUUGGCAUCUCACAGGGAGGAGCUGGUGGUGGAUCUUCAGGAGGAGGAGGUCAUGGAGGAACUAUCUGGCCUUCUGGAAGAGGAAGUAGUGGAGGAGGAAGUAGUUGGUCCUCAGGUGGAGGAAGCGAUGGAGGAAGAACUGGAGGAUCCUAUGGAAGAAGUUCCUCUUCUGGAAGUGGGGGAGGAGGGAGCGGAGGAAGCACAGGAGGCAGAGGCUGUGGUAAUACUUCAGGUGGAGGAGGUGGCAGUGGUAGAGGAGGAGGGGGCAAAUGUUGCCUCUCCCGCUCUUCAUCUUCCCAGUUCCAUUCUGACAACUCUUGUGAAAGCCAAGGAGGUGCUGAAAACAUGAGGCUCUGCCUGGAAGGGAAUAAAACAUUGGAGAGAGGAGCAACAAUGGAGGAAGUGUCUGAAGCCAUAAAAACGAUGAGAUUGGGGAGUUUUAGGAAGUCUGAGGAUUGA